Messenger RNA from Lactuca saligna, 3475 nucleotides. The record is from the annotation of a GenBank genome assembly. NCBI's taxonomy places the organism in Eukaryota, Viridiplantae, Streptophyta, Magnoliopsida, Asterales, Asteraceae.
AUCUAAUUGUUAGACUGGCUUGGGUUGACGACGGGCUAAUAGCUUUUCCAAACUCUACCGUCUUCAAAGUCACUAGCAGCGAAGGCGGUGAGGCCAGCGAAAAGGCUAAGCCUCCAUUGCCACUCGUAUCUCUCCUUAAUUUCUCGGUUCACUCGAAGAUAGAAAUUCAGCGUUUUUGAGAAUGACGUAGGUAUCUUUUUAGGCCUCUGUUCUGCUGCACACUUGCUCUCCUAAUGAGCCCUUCUGAAGUACAUGCUAAUGUUGCAGAAACUUCCUGUACUAUAACACGAAAUGCACAAUCUCUUCAUGUCUCUAUGCUUUCUAGUUCAAUCUUUAAAGAGCGCCUUGCUCUUCUCAAGUUCAAAGGGAGUGUGAAUGAUUUUUCUGGAAUGUUGUCAUCAUGGGUUGGCAAUGACUGUUGCAUGUGGGAAGGAAUCCAGUGUGACAGUCUCACUGGAACUGUUGAAAGCCUUCAUCUCAAUGACUUAGUUGGUAAUGAGGUGAACUCUUCUUUGGCAGAGCUAUGGCAUCUCAAAUACUUAGAUUUGAGUUGGAAUGAUUUUAGUGGAAGCCGGAUCCCUGAGUUCAUUGGAUCCUUCAAACAGCUGAGAUAUCUCAAUCUCUCUGAUGCUGGUUUUCAAGGUAUUAUUCCUCCUCACAUUGGAAAUCUUUCUAAUUUAAAGGUUCUUGAUCUCAGUUCAAACCAUGAGCUCAUGGCAGAUGAUAUGGCAUGGGUUUUUGGCCUUUCGUCACUUGAGCAUCUCGACCUCAAUCGGAUGAAACUUAGUGGAGCACAAAAUUUGGACAUAGUUCCUUACAUGAUUCCUUCAUUAAAAGAGUUAAGUUUGUCUGAAUGUAGAUUUUCCAAUGCUGAUUUUCUUAAUUCGAGUAGAAUAAUUCCCAAUAUCAAAUACCUAGAGCUUAGCUUCAAUUCCUUCAAAGGUCCACUGCCUGGCUUUCUUCAGAACAUGACAUCCCUAGCAUUCCUCGAUCUUUCAUACUUUGAUCUAAGUUUGAAUUGGAACUUUGCAAAGUUGCUAAACAUGAUCCCUUCUUUAUUUGAGCUGCAUUUGUCAUGUUGUGGGCUCAAGAACACGUUUCUUUCUUCCCCUUUUCUCAAUUUCAGUACACUUUCAAACAUCCAACACCUGGAUCUUAGCGUGAAUUCAAUUGAAGGCAUGUUUCCAUCUAUUUUAACUAACAUGAGUUCCCUAAAAGUCCUUGACCUUUCAGGAAACAUGCUGAGUUCUUCGGUUCCUAUUAUGCAUAACCUUCUUGAACUUGAUGUUUCUAGAAACCACUUGAAGCAGAUUCAACACCUUGGAAUCUGGAAACAGUGUCACCUCAAACAACUGAGUGCCUCAUACAAUCAUUUUGAGAUAGAAAUGAUCGACUCACCAAAAAAUGUAUGCUAUUGCUCCCAGUAUGCUUUGGAGAUGUUGGAUAUACAUGGGAGUGUAAAUGGUACAAUUCCAAAAUCACUUGGAAGAUUGGCCAAUUUAAGAGUCUUGGAUCUAUCUAGCAGUGGAUUGACAGGUCCAAUCUCCAGAUCUCUAAGAAGGUUAAGUUUUUUAGAAGUAUUGGAUCUCUCUAAUAACCAGCUAACCGGUUACAUUCCAACAUUCCUUGGAAAGUUAACAGCUUUAAAAAAUUUGUAUCUAGGAUCCAAUAGGUUAAUGGGCCCCAUACCAGCAUCUCUAGGAAGACUUCUUUCACUACAAGCAAUUUCGAUGUCUUCAAACCUGUUAAAUGGGACUAUUCCGGUUUCAAUUGGGCAACUUGUCAAACUUGAAUAUUUAGAUAUCUCAAACAAUUCCUUAGAAAGAAUAGUUUCCAAAGCCCAUUUUGCUAACCUUUUGAUGUUGAGUUACUUGGAUGCUUCUUCUAACACCAAGUUGGCAUUCAAUGUUUCAUGUGAGUGUUUACCUCCAUUCCAAUUGGUGGAUCUUGAUCUUAGUUCUUGCAAUAUUGCAAAUGGAUUUCCACAGUGGAUUCGAGAUCAAAGGAAACUUGAGAGGUUAGUGUUGUCGAAUGCUUCAAUUUCAGGAACUCUGCCCACAUGGUUGCGAAAGAUGCCCAAUAUUCCUUUUCUAGAUCUUUCCCACAACAAACUCAGCGGACCAUUGACAAACCUUCCUGAUGGGUAUGUGUCUGAAUUUGGAACUCUCCGGGCUUUAUUCCUGGAAAGUAAUCUAUUCAAUGAGUCGAUUCCGAGUUCAUUGUGUAGAAGGACAGAUUUGGAAUAUCUUGACCUUUCCAGAAAUAGGUUAACUGGAAAAAUUCCAAAUUGUCUUGAGAAUCUGCAAAAGCUGUUUGUCAUGAUAUUUAGCUCAAAUCGGUUGUGUGGUGUGAUUCCAAAUUCCAUAUUUCGUAAUUCUUCGUCAUUAGAGUGGUUAAAAUUGAAUGACAAUAACUUAACUGGUGAAGUUCCUCGAGAAUUGGGGAGUUUACAAAAUUUAAUGGUCUUAGAUUUGGGUGAUAAUAAGUUCUCGGGAAACAUACCUGAAUGGAUUGGAGAAAAGCUCGCAUAUUUGGUUGUUUUGAGGUUGCACAAAAAUAACUUCACCGGAAGAAUUCCUCGAUCUUUGUGCAAAUCUUCAAAUCUGCAAAUAUUGGAUGUUGCAUACAACAACUUAACUGGAACAAUCCCUCAAUGUCUAGGAGGUUUAAAUGCCAUGGUUAGGGUUAGCAGAGGAAUUUGGCAUGUUCACCUGGUUGAUUAUGACCAAAACGUGAUUCAAGUGAUGAAAGGUGUUGAUCUUGAAUAUUCAACAACUUGGGAUAUGGUUUAUAACAUGGACCUUUCAAGCAAUAAACUUGUAGGAGAAAUACCAGUAGAGAUAACUGCACUUUCUAUGUUGGUGGGUCUCAAUUUGUCAAACAAUCAUCUCAGUGGGGGAAUUCCAGACAACAUCGGAAACAUGACGUCAUUAUUCUCUCUCGAUUUAUCUGGAAACGAGUUGACCGGGAUGAUCCCUCCAAGCAUGGUAGCUUUGACUUUUUUGAGUCAUUUGAAUUUGUCACACAACCACUUGUGGGGACGAAUUCCAAGCGGAAAUCAAUUGCAGACACUUACUGAUCCAUCAAUAUAUGCCGGGAACAAAGAUCUAUGUGGAGCUCCGUUGCUGAAUAAUUGCUCAAAUCAUCAAGACCCAACAACAACCCCCGAGAACAAAUACGAAGCAGCUUAUGAGCCAACAAAUGUAUGGUUGAAGAUAUGGUAUUAUGUGGACGUAGCAUGUGGUUUUGCAACAGGGUUUUGGGGUGUUAUUGGAGUUUUAGUGUUCAAGAAGCAGUGGAGACGGAAGUUUUUCACAAUUGUUGCUUCCAUUGAUGAAACAUGCUUCCCUAGGUAUAAGCUUUAGGAGGUUGCACCCAACACCCUACUGUUGGCAACACUAUGGGCGUGUUUGACACAAAGUAUUUGAGAGCGUUUGGGAACUUGUAGCUUCCGGUGUUUGAAAAAAUGUUCCAU